Molecule: messenger RNA, 1687 nt
Organism: Cucumis sativus (cucumber)
Lineage: Eukaryota; Viridiplantae; Streptophyta; Magnoliopsida; Cucurbitales; Cucurbitaceae
Product: hydroxyphenylpyruvate reductase
Exons: 2
Coding region: 476-1417 (313 amino acids)
Cellular component (GO): cytosol
Molecular function (GO): glyoxylate reductase (NADPH) activity; hydroxypyruvate reductase [NAD(P)H] activity; NAD binding
Source: RefSeq, a predicted model, not a curated record
AUUGGAUGAAAAAUAUAGUCUAUGAAUAUUCAAAUCUUUAGACAUUUAUGAAAUUGUGACCUAUUUGCCUAAUUUUCUAUCUUCCCAUUUCCUAUCUAUCUUAGACCUUAUUUGUCUAAUUAAAAGUUUGUCUCAAUUAGUCAUACUCACAAUUUUAAAUUGGUUGAAUUUUAUUAUUUUUACUUUUUAUUGUAUUAUUUUUCUCUUUCAAAUAAACUCAUAUUCUCGAUGCAAUUAUGAAAUAUUUGAUAAACAAGAUCAAACGUAAUCAAAUGUGUUUCAGUCCAUCAAAAUUGAAUCUACUUUUCCUAUUAAAUGUGUGUUGUUGCGUAAUUUAUAAAAUUCAAAAUUUUGUUGUUAAAUAUUUUAAUUAAAAUUAUAUAUAUAUAUAUAUUAAAGCUUUUAUUUUAAUUUAUUUUUCUUAUAUUUGGAAAUUGUUGAUCCAAUCGGCCGGAACAUUUCGUCGUUUUUGAAAAUGGAGAGCAUAGGAGUUGCAAUGACCACUCAGAUGUUCACUUAUCUUGAACAAAACCUCGAGGGACGAUUCAAUCUCUUCAAGCUUUGGAACCAUCCUCUCGACUCCGAUUUCCUUCAACUGAACGCUCAAUCAGUCAGAGCAGUAGUCGGCUGCACCAAGUCCGGCGCCGACGCUCGUUUGAUUGAUACCUUCCCCAAUUUGGAAAUCGUUGCUACCUUUAGCGUCGGACUGGACAAGAUUGAUUUGCCCAAAUGUUUGGAGAAGGGGAUAAGGGUGGUCAAUACACCCGACGUAUUGACUGACGAUGUCGCCGACGCUGCGAUUGGACUGGCCAUGGCGGUUUUGAGGAGGAUUUCUGAGUCUGAUCGGUUCGUUAGAAGUGGGUCUUGGAUGAAAAACGACUUCGGAUUGGGGACGAGGUUCAAUGGUAAGUCAGUUGGCAUUAUUGGGUUGGGAAGAAUUGGUUCAGCCAUUGCCAAAAGAGCAGUAGCAUUCGGUUGCCCCAUCGGUUAUUUCUCAAGGACUGAAAAGCAUCACAGGGGUUACAAAUACUUUCCCAGCGUCUUAGACUUGGCUGCAAAUUCCCAGAUUCUGUUUGUGUCAUGCACUCUGACUGAAGAAACUAAGCACAUUGUCAAUAGAGAAGUAAUUGAUGCAUUAGGACCAAAUGGCAUUCUUAUCAAUGUUGGACGAGGUGCCCAUGUCAAUGAAACUGAGCUAGUCUCAGCACUACUUGAACGACGUUUAGGUGGGGCAGGACUAGAUGUAUUUGAAAAUGAGCCCCACGUUCCUGAACAAUUGCUUGAGCUUAAUAAUGUAGUUCUUCUGCCUCAUGUCGGAACAGAUACCAUUGAGACCAGCAUCGCAAUGGCGGACCUUGUGAUUAGGAACUUGGAGGCACAUUUCAGGAAUGAGCCUCUGAUUACUCCUGUGAUUUGAUUUUGCUAUACUUUUAGAGAUUUCCUGAUAGUCAUUGAAACUUUUGAGCUAGGGUGUUAAUCUUAUUGGUGUUUUAUGAUCUCUCAUGUUUUCGAGAAAGAUCGUUGUCAUGCAUUCUUUGGUGGAUGAAAAAUAUGUCCAUUUCUCAUUCAAGCUGGCCCCUUAUUUAGAGGCGGUCUUGUUAGGGGUUUCAAUUUGUAAAUAUGAUUCCAAUUGACAAGUCUUGGACAAUUUGUGACCAUUUCAAUCAACAAGGAGAUUUUCCGUAAA